AUGGUAUCAGUCUCCAGAACUAAAACAGGAAGAGGAGGGAUUUUUGAAACUGUGGAAAAUGAACCUGUUAAUGUUGAAGAAUUAGCAUUCAAGUUCGCAGUCACCAGCAUUAACAGAAAUCGAACCCUGAUGCCUAACACUACAUUAACCUAUGACAUCCAGAGAAUUAACCUUUUUGACAGUUUUGAAGCCUCGCGGAGAGCCUGUGACCAGCUGGCUCUUGGUGUGGCUGCUCUCUUUGGCCCUUCCCACAGUUCCUCUGUCAGUGCCGUGCAGUCGAUUUGCAAUGCUCUCGAAGUUCCACAUAUACAGACCCGCUGGAAACACCCUUCGGUGGACAACAAAGACUUGUUUUACAUCAACCUGUACCCAGAUUAUGCAGCUAUCAGCAGGGCGGUCCUGGAUCUGGUCCUUUACUACAACUGGAAAACGGUGACGGUGGUUUACGAAGACAGCACAGGUAUGGGACUCGCACCUACCACUUCAAUGAAGAUCGAACAUAUGAAAGAUCGUCUAAUGAAAGAACACUGGAUGGAGGUUAAUGGCCUGGAUCCUCAUCAGCCCACAUCAGCUCCCCAUCAGCCACUGAUCUUCUUUCCCCUUAUUUCUCUUUUGCAGAUUCUGUUCAUGGGCAUGAUGACUGAGUACUAUCACUACUUUUUCACAACCCUGGACUUAUUUGCUUUAGAUCUGGAACUCUAUAGGUACAGUGGUGUAAACAUGACUGGGUUUCGGCUGCUUAAUAUUGACAACCCUCACGUGUCCUCCAUCAUUGAGAAGUGGUCCAUGGAGAGACUGCAGGCCCCCCCCAGGCCGGAGACUGGCCUCUUGGAUGGCAUGAUGACAACUGAAGCAGCUCUGAUGUAUGAUGCAGUGUACAUGGUGGCCAUUGCCUCCCAUCGGGCUUCCCAGCUGACUGUCAGCUCCUUACAGUGUCAUCGACACAAGCCAUGGCGCCUUGGACCCAGAUUUAUGAACCUAAUCAAAGAGGCUCGGUGGGAUGGCCUGACUGGGCGUAUCACCUUCAAUAAAACCGAUGGCUUGAGGAAGGAUUUUGAUCUGGACAUUAUUAGUCUCAAAGAGGAAGGAACGGAAAAGGCUGCUGGCGAAGUGUCUAAACACUUAUAUAAAGUGUGGAAGAAGAUUGGGAUUUGGAACUCGAACAGUGGGCUUAACAUGACCGAUGGCAACAAAGACAGGUCCAACAAUGUCACUGAUUCACUGGCCAACCGGACACUCAUCGUCACCACCAUUUUGGAAGAACCCUAUGUGAUGUACAGGAAAUCUGAUAAGCCCUUAUAUGGAAAUGACAGAUUUGAAGGGUAUUGCCUAGAUCUGUUGAAGGAAUUGUCAAACAUCUUGGGUUUCAUUUAUGAUGUCAAACUCGUCCCUGAUGGCAAAUAUGGAGCCCAGAAUGACAAAGGAGAGUGGAAUGGAAUGGUCAAAGAACUUAUAGAUCAUAAGGCUGAUCUGGCAGUGGCUCCUCUUACCAUUACCUAUGUUCGGGAGAAAGUCAUUGACUUCUCCAAGCCCUUCAUGACACUGGGCAUCAGCAUUCUCUACAGGAAGCCCAAUGGUACCAAUCCAGGAGUCUUCUCCUUCCUCAAUCCCCUGUCUCCUGACAUUUGGAUGUAUGUGCUCUUAGCCUGCUUAGGAGUCAGUUGUGUACUCUUUGUGAUUGCAAGGUUUACACCCUACGAAUGGUAUAACCCCCACCCAUGCAACCCUGACUCAGACGUGGUGGAAAACAAUUUUACUUUACUAAAUAGUUUCUGGUUUGGAGUUGGAGCUCUCAUGCAGCAAGGAUCAGAGCUGAUGCCCAAAGCUCUAUCGACCAGGAUAGUUGGAGGGAUAUGGUGGUUUUUCACCUUAAUCAUCAUUUCAUCCUACACUGCCAAUCUGGCUGCCUUCCUGACAGUAGAGAGAAUGGAAUCCCCCAUAGAUUCAGCAGAUGAUCUGGCAAAGCAAACCAAGAUAGAAUACGGGGCAGUCAGAGAUGGAUCAACAAUGACCUUCUUCAAGAAAUCAAAGAUAUCCACCUAUGAGAAGAUGUGGGCUUUUAUGAGCAGCAGACAGCAGACUGCCCUGGUUAAAAACAGUGAUGACGGGAUCCAACGAGUACUCACCACUGACUACGCCCUGCUGAUGGAGUCCACCAGCAUUGAGUAUGUGACACAGAGAAACUGCAACCUCACUCAGAUUGGGGGCCUCAUUGACUCCAAAGGUUAUGGAGUGGGAACACCUAUCGGCUCUCCUUACCGGGAUAAAAUCACUAUUGCUAUUCUUCAGUUACAAGAAGAGGGCAAGCUGCAUAUGAUGAAAGAGAAGUGGUGGCGGGGGAACGGCUGCCCCGAGGAAGACAACAAAGAGGCCAGUGCUCUGGGAGUAGAAAAUAUUGGGGGCAUCUUCAUUGUUCUGGCUGCUGGACUGGUCCUUUCUGUAUUUGUAGCCAUUGGAGAAUUUAUAUACAAAUCACGGAAGAACAAUGAUGUUGAACAGAAAGGAAAGUCAUCAAGAAUUAGAUUUUAUUUUAGGAACAAAGUAAGGUUUCAUGGGAGAAAAAAACAAAGCCUUGGUGUAGAGAAGUGUCUCUCUUUCAAUGCCAUCAUGGAAGAACUGGGAAUCUCACUCAAAAAUCAGAAAAAGCUAAAGAAAAAGUCAAGAACUAAAGGGAAAUCUCCCUUCACAAGUAUCCUUACUUGUCAUCAGAGACGAACUCAGAGGAAAGAGACUGUGGCAUAAUCCAAGAACACAUCUGCAGGCAGCUUUCAGAAAGAGAAACGAUAUGCUCGCUACAGGUUUUAAGAGAAAGGAUUCCUGACAAGUGUGUGACAUGUUUCCAUGUAUCUAGAUACAUAAGUCUGGUUAUGUAUCUAGAUAUAAGAAAUAGGAAAUUUUAAAAAGCUCACAUAGAUCGUACGUGGGAAGUGGCACUGGUUCUUUUGAAGUGAAUUUGUAUUUUCACUUAUUUUGCCUUUUCUCUCUUCUCGAUAAACUGCUGUGUGUGCUUUCUAAAUAAUAAUAAAACAACAGGGUUUUUUUUUUUUCCAGAA
Leptonychotes weddellii (Weddell seal) is the source of this 3053-nucleotide messenger RNA. The record is from RefSeq and is a predicted model, not a curated record. Lineage: Eukaryota; Metazoa; Chordata; Mammalia; Carnivora; Phocidae.